This is a messenger RNA of Leptosia nina, 2526 nucleotides long. The record is from the annotation of a GenBank genome assembly. Lineage: Eukaryota; Metazoa; Arthropoda; Insecta; Lepidoptera; Pieridae.
AUGAGCGUGCAAUCGGACUCAGAGAAACGUAAGCAGAUAUCCGUUCGUGGUAUUGUUGCUGUGGAAAAUGUUUCAGAAGUGAAGAAGGCUUUCAACCGGCAUGUUCAUUACACCCUCGUCAAAGACCGAAAUGUUGCGACUCCGAGGGAUUAUUACUUUGCCUUGGCCCAUACUGUUAGGGACCACCUAGUAUCCAGGUGGAUUCGCACCCAGCAAUAUUAUUAUGAAAAGGAUCCUAAGCGUGUGUAUUAUCUCUCCUUGGAGUACUACAUGGGUCGUUCCCUACAGAACACAAUGAUUAACCUGGGUAUCCAGGGUACAGUUGAUGAAGCUCUCUACCAGCUAGGUUUAGAUAUUGAAGAACUAGAGGAGCUUGAAGAAGAUGCAGGUCUUGGUAAUGGUGGUCUUGGCCGUUUAGCUGCAUGCUUCUUAGACUCCAUGGCAACAUUAGGACUAGCAGCGUAUGGAUAUGGUAUAAGAUACGAAUACGGCAUCUUUGCGCAAAAAAUUCAAAAUGGCGAGCAACAAGAAGAACCUGACGACUGGCUGCGCUAUGGCAAUCCAUGGGAAAAGGCUCGCCCUGAGUUCAUGAUCCCUGUGAACUUCUACGGCCGUGUAGUCGACACACCCCAGGGCAAGAAAUGGGUCGACACGCAGGUGGUGUUUGCCAUGCCAUAUGACAACCCGAUCCCGGGUUACAAUAACAACGUCGUCAACACGCUGCGGUUGUGGUCAGCUAAAAGCCCUGUUGAUUUUAACCUGCGAUUCUUUAACUCUGGUGACUACAUCCAAGCCGUACUCGAUCGUAAUGUUGCUGAGAAUAUUUCUCGCGUCCUCUACCCGAACGACAACUUCUUUGAAGGGAAGGAACUUAGGCUGCGUCAAGAAUACUUUAUGUGUGCAGCUACAUUACAAGAUAUAAUCCGCCGAUACAAAGCCUCUAAGUUCGGAAGCCGUGAAGCCGUCAGAACUACCUUUGAGAGCCUCCCAGAAAAAGUAGCUAUUCAGCUAAACGAUACCCACCCGGCGUUAGCCAUCCCUGAAUUAUUGCGUAUUCUGAUCGACAUCGAAAAAGUACCAUAUGAGGAGGCUUGGAAUCUCGUCGUGAAGUGUUGCGCUUACACCAACCAUACUGUCUUACCAGAAGCUUUGGAGAGAUGGCCCUGCUCGAUGUUAGAAAAUGUCCUCCCAAGACACAUGCAGCUCAUAUACCACAUUAACUUUUUGCAUCUAAAAGAGGUCGAAAAACGCUGGCCUGGUGAUUUCGACCGCUUACGUCGUAUGUCUCUGAUCGAGGAAGAAGGUGAGAAACGAGUAAACAUGGCCAAUCUUUGUGUGGUCGGAUCCCAUGCUGUCAACGGUGUGGCCGCUAUCCACUCUGACAUCCUCAAAGCCACCGUGUUCCGCGACUUCUAUGAAAUGUGGCCAGAGAAGUUCCAGAACAAAACCAAUGGUAUCACUCCAAGACGGUGGUUGCUUUUGUGCAACCCUGGAUUGUCCGAUUUGAUAUCUGACAAGAUUGGAGAUGAAUGGACGGUUCACUUGGACCAGUUGAAGGGUUUGAAGCGUUGGGCUAAGGACCCAGGUUUCCAAAGAGCAGUCAUGAAAGUGAAACAAGAGAACAAGCUUAAAUUGGCGUCUCUUAUUGAACGGGAUACUGGAGUGAAAAUUAACCCAGCGUCUAUGUUCGAUGUGCAAGUGAAGCGAAUCCACGAGUAUAAGAGGCAGCUGCUAAAUAUCUUACAUGUGAUUACCAUGUACAAUAGGAUUAAGCGGGAUCCGACUGCUCCGAUGGCACCCAGGACAGUUAUGAUUGGGGGUAAGGCUGCCCCGGGUUACUAUAUAGCCAAACAGAUUAUUGCUUUGGCGUGCGCCGUUGGUGACACCGUGAACAAUGACCCUGACGUCGGAGACAAGCUGAAGUUGAUAUUUUUGGAGAACUAUCGCGUAACGCUGGCUGAGCGCAUAAUGCCAGCAGCUGAUUUGAGUGAACAGAUCUCAACAGCUGGUACAGAGGCCUCUGGUACCGGUAACAUGAAGUUCAUGCUUAACGGUGCCUUGACCAUCGGCACCAUGGACGGGGCUAACGUGGAAAUGGCUGAGGAGGCCGGGGAGCACAAUUUGUUCAUUUUCGGCAUGCGCGUUAACGAUGUCGAAGCUCUACAAAAGCGUGGUUACAACGCGUAUGAGUACUACGAACGUAACCCGGAACUCCGCCAAUGCAUCGAACAGAUUCGGAGUGGUUUCUUCUCCCCCAACGACCCUGGAAAAUUCUCGCAUGUCGCCGAUGUACUUCUUCAUCACGACCGCUUCCUCCAUCUUGCUGACUUCGAUGAGUACAUUAAAGCUCAAGACAAAGUCUCCGCCGUUUAUCAGGAUCCAGCAAAAUGGACUGAAAUGGUGAUCGAGAAUAUUGCGUCGUCUGGGAAGUUCUCGUCAGAUCGCACAAUUGCUCAAUACGCCCGUGAGAUUUGGGGCGUUGAGCCAACUUGGGAGAAACUGCCCGCACCUCAUGAAGUCGCCUAA